AUGUCCUCCCAAAGUGGAUCUCCCCCAUCCCCUGUAUCACCUAUCGAUGAGCCAUCCGCUGCCGAACAGUUCCUCCAAACCGAAGUCUACGAGCUGGGCGCGCAGCCCGGCCUGCGUUCUCUUCCCCCAGGGUCGGAGCGGGACUUUCUGACCCUGACCUGGGGUCCCAUUAUAUACCGGACCAUCUACACGCCUGAGUCCGAUGACCUUCUCCCGAUCUUCCUGCACGCCCUCGCCCGAGAGAUUCGAAAAGCGCUACCACGCUGCCUCCCCGGGACAGCGGAGCAGCUUGGCAUGCUCAUACAUACCUAUUCGUCUCGGCUUUUCAGUAGCCAGAAGAUGUUCCAGCAGGCGAGUGAGGGCGCUGUGCGCAGUGCAUUCCAUAACUUCAAAGUCGCCUUGACCUUGCCCUCAAUUGAGCUUCCCGUCCGUUUGAGAGUGUGUUUGGUGAUUGAUAGUUGGGUCCUUGGCAUCCUGGCGGCUACACUGGAACAUGCGGAGUUCAAGGGGGAAGCGCCCCAGUACGGACUGUGCCCCGUGAAAAUGGUGGAGGAGAAUUUCCCGGAUCUCUACCAGGAGUCGACGGAUGUGAAGCUGGCCCAGCUCGUAUCUCUCUUUCCCGACCUGUCGCAGGAUACUCUGCUCGAUGUCCUGGUCUCGUCUGCGGGGUCUGUUGAAGCCACGGCGACUAUCAUCUCGGAGCAAUUGGCAGCAGCCCCGAUCAAAAAGCGAGCAGUGUCAGGUUCUUCAAUACAGACCUCCCUAAUCUCCCACAUCACCACACUCGGGGAUGGGACUCCAGAACCGAAGCGGCGUCCUACAAAGAAAGGGCAAACCCUUCAUCUUUUCUCUCCGGAUGAUGUCGCGGCCCACACCCCAUGCACCAUCAUCCACAAUUUCCUCCCCCCAGAGCACGCCAAUGCACUUCUUCUAGAACUCUUGGAUGAGUCGCAUCAUUUUUCCAGGUAUAAAUUUCAAGUGUUCGACAAGACUGUGGAAAGUCCACACUCAGCUAGUGUGUACGUUUCUACGCCGGAGGAACAUCGGCAGCAUACUUCCGUGUACACUUACGGCGGGACGUAUCGCUCCAACGUGAGGCAGAUCACGCCUCACAUGCGGACAGUCUCCGCCAAGGUCCAGCGCACCGUGAACGAUGAAGUUCAAAAGCGGAUCCGUAACGUAUACCCCGAGGGGAAGAAACUUCGUUUCCAAUCGCCCAAAGAGUGGAUGCCAAAUGCAGCCUUUGUCAACUGCUACGAUGGGCCGGCUGAGAGCGUUGGGUAUCACUCUGAUGAACUCACCUACCUGGGUCCAAAAGCCAUAAUCGGCAGUCUAAGUCUGGGAGUCGAACGGGAGUUUCGAGUCCGACGCAUUGUGCCCCCAGAUGAGGAAGGCACAAGUAGCCCUCCGUCAGAAAGCAGCACUGACGUGCUCACCGCUGGCAGUGGAGGGGAUCCAACCCGGAGACAAAAAUUACAAAAGGUCCCACAAACCCGUGCCGACGUGCAAGGCCAAAUAUCCAUCCAUCUCCCACAUAAUUCCCUCCUGGUCAUGCAUGCCGAAAUGCAAGAAGAAUGGAAGCACGCCAUCACGCCGGCCCAAACCAUCUCCCCACACCCCUUGUCAGGAAACCGCCGCAUCAAUGUCACAUACCGGUGGUACCGGGAUUCGCUGCAUCCGCAGUACACCCCCCGGUGCCAAUGCGGUCAACAUGCAAUCUUACGGUGCGUUCAGCGCAAAAAGGAGACCCGGGGUCGGUACAUGUGGACGUGCUAUGCUGGCUUUGCCCCGGGGAAGCAAACGUGUAAUUUUUUUCAAUGGGCUGAGUUUGAUGAUGAUGGUGAGCCGCUUUGGGAGAGGAAGCCGAUUGAGGAUUGUGCUCCUGCACUGGCGAACUUUGCAGAUGGUACAUAG
Molecule: messenger RNA, 1914 nt
Organism: Aspergillus campestris IBT 28561
Lineage: Eukaryota; Fungi; Ascomycota; Eurotiomycetes; Eurotiales; Aspergillaceae
Product: putative CUE domain protein
Exons: 2
Coding region: 1-1914 (637 amino acids)
Biological process (GO): DNA repair; DNA alkylation repair
Cellular component (GO): nucleus
Molecular function (GO): ubiquitin binding; zinc ion binding; dioxygenase activity
Source: RefSeq, a predicted model, not a curated record